Molecule: messenger RNA, 1600 nt
Organism: Drosophila albomicans
Lineage: Eukaryota; Metazoa; Arthropoda; Insecta; Diptera; Drosophilidae
Exons: 4
Coding region: 67-1338 (423 amino acids)
Biological process (GO): biosynthetic process
Molecular function (GO): pyridoxal phosphate binding; L-2-aminoadipate:2-oxoglutarate transaminase activity
Source: RefSeq, a predicted model, not a curated record
AUGGCUAUAAAUUUGUGGCGCUCGCAAUCAGUAUCAAAUCGCAUUUAUCAAAGGAAAGACACUUGAAUGUCACUGCAAAAUAAAGAACAGAAACUCAAGCAUCUCUUCGAUGGCGGCGCUUGGAAUGUCUAUGCACCGGAUAUAUUAAAUCUUGGCGUGGGCGCCCCAGGCACAGAUUUAUUAGAGCCCUGUUGUGAUCUAUUUCAACAGGCAUCGGCGCAUUGUCUGAAUCGAGAGAAGGACGACAAUCAGUCGUUGAUCUUUCAGUAUGGACCAACGAGCGGCACCUUCGAAGUGCGCCAUCAACUUGCGCAAUACUUUACCCAAAUGUACGGUAGUCCCGUCAACAGUGAGGACUUGAUAAUCACAACUGGCGCCACACAGGGCUUGCAUUUUGUGCUCUCCACGUUAAUUGACUUCAAUGGCUUCAUCUUUGUGGAUGAAUUCACUUAUAUGAUUGCCUUGGAUAGCAUGAAACACUUUACGACCCUUCAGAUUGUGCCUCUUAAACUUAACGACGAUGGAGUUGAUCUCAAAGAUCUCGAGGCGAAAGUAAGCGAAAGGCGCUUUAAAUCAAACAGUAAAGAGUUCUGGGCCAUGUACUAUACAAUUCCAACAUAUCACAAUCCUACGGGCAUUUUGUUCUCGCCAGAUGUUUGUCGUGGCAUUGUGAAGCUGGCGCGCAAGUUUGAUUUCCUGGUGCUGUGCGAUGAUGUCUAUAACAUACUCAACUACAUAGAGAAGCCAUUACAUUCACGUCUUCUUUCCUACGAUGCACGUACGGAUGAGGAUUUCGCUGGCAAUGUCAUCUCCAAUGGCAGCUUUUCGAAGAUUAUUGGUCCAGGAGUGCGUUUGGGUUGGUUGGAAGUGCCGCCUCUAUUAAAGCUGCAACUCGACAGAAGUGGAAUCAUUAUGAGUGGUGGCUGCUUCAACAAUUACACAGCUGGCAUUGUGGCCAGUCUCUUUGAGCUGCAAUUGGCCCAAACGCAUAUAGCAAGUGUCUAUGAGGCAUACAAAGAGAGAAUGUUAACAACGACAGCGAUACUUAAGGCUGAGUUACCUGAAGGUUGUCAGUUCUCAGCCCCACGCGGAGGUUACUUUAUUUGGAUAAAAUUACCGGAAGAACUCGAUGCUGGCGAGUUUAUGGAAUAUACUUUGAAGCACGAGAAGAUCACAUUUAUAGCUGGCCCACGUUUUGCAAUAGAAACUGGUAAGGGUAAGCAAUAUUUUCGUAUAUCGAUAGCCUUCCAUUCCAAGGAGAAACUGGAGGAUGGAACAAAACGAUUGUGUUCAGCUCUAAAGAGCUUUAUGGCCAUUACUGCCGACGUCAAACUUUGAUAAGCGAAAAAGAAAAGACUAUUUUUAACUGUUCUGUUUUUUAUAAUAUGGCAAAAUGUUUUUAUUGCUUGUUGUUGUUUGUUAUCGUAUUUUAAAUAGUGCUUAAACAGAUAGGACUUAGACAGUAAUUAGCUAUAAAGAUCGUUAUCAAUUACGAACAUGUAAUAAAAUAUGCGUAUCUAAAAAAAUGUUUUUUGGGCACAAUGCUUAAAAAUAUCACAAAUUUGAUAAAUUUAUACAAAUAUAUUCAAGUUGCAUUUUA